AUUCCUCCUGCAAAAAAAAAAAAAGAAAAAGCGAAGCAGCCCCUGCAAUUUUUGUUCUGUCUGUCUCGGUUGCUACAGGCAGCUCGGAGGUGCACGGGCAGCAGACGUGGGGGUGGAAGAAAAGGAACGAACCAUACCAAAAUGUGACAGAUCUGCGCUUUUUUUUGUCGGGGGGGGUUCAUGGCGGAGUGGAAACUGGCGCAAGAGGAGUUGCUGCAGGACUCCUUGGAGCCACUGGUCGCUGCCGGAUCAAAAUGCUCAUAGUCGAGAAGACCACCGACUUUCCCUCUGCUGAGUUCUCUUUGGUGGAGGAUGUCGCCCUUCACUUCACCUGCUUGAUGGACCGGCUGAACGAGCAGCGCCUCUUCCAGCCGGACCUGUGCGACGUGGACAUCGUGCUGGUGCGCCACCACAGCACCUUCCCGGCCCACAAGGGCGUGCUGGCCGCCUACAGUCCUUUCUUCCACUCGCUGUUCGCAAAGCUGCGCCGCGUCGACCUCUCGCUCGACGCCCUGACGUCGCAGGGCCUGCAGCAGGUUCUCAACUUCAUCUACACGUCCAAACUUUUAGUCAGCAGCCGCACCAUCGCUGACGUGCUCAACGCCGCCACGCUGCUGCAGAUGAGCGACAUUGUCGCCUCCUGCCGCCAACUCAUCGGCAGCCGGUCUCUGCGGAACGCCGACAUGGACCAGCUGGACGGGGGUGGGACUGCAUGUGAGCAGCUCUACCGGGACAUCAAACAGGAGCGCGGUGGCGAUGACAAGUCCAAGAUAUCGGAUCCUCACGCGACCUUCAACAAAGACCAAAUCAUCGUGGAAGUCAACCUCAACAACCAGACGCUCAAUGUGUCCAAGGGCUCCGAGGGCGGCAAAGAGGCGGAAGUGUUUUGCGGUUGUGACGGGAGGGAAUCCGAGGAGGACGAAGCAGAAAACGGCCUGAAGAAAGAAAUGGACAUGCUGGGGCAGAGUACUGAAGAAGAGGAGAAUGAGGAAGAGAAUUCCCUCGAUCUUCCGCCGGCCGAGUCAGACCUGGUCCGUCCUCGCAGGGCGCUCGCCGUGGCGGUGACGCUCGCCCGCCGGCGUCCGGGAGACGCGGAGGGCGCGAGCCCCAAGGCGAGGCUGGAGGAAAAGCAGCAGUUCUCGUGCAAGAAGUGCCCGCGAGUCUUCAACAACCGCUGGUACCUGGAGAAGCACACCAGCGCCACCCACAGCCGCGGGCACGUCUGCACCAGCUGCGGCAAGAGGUUCCUGCUGGAGAGCGAGAUGCUGCUGCACCAGCAGACCGACUGCGAGAAGAGCAUCCGGUGUGUGGCAUGCGGCAAGGCCUUCAAGAAGCUGUGGUCCUUGCACGAGCACAACAAGGUGGUCCACGGCUACGCCGAGAAGAGGUUCUCCUGCGAGAUCUGCGACAAGAAGUUCUACACUAUGGCGCAUGUCCGCAAGCACAUGGUCGCCCACACGAAGGACAUGCCGUUCACGUGCGAGACGUGCGGCAAGUCGUUUAAGCGCAGCAUGUCUCUGAAGGUGCACUCUUUGCAGCACUCUGGCGAGAAGCCCUUCAAGUGUGAGAACUGCAGCGAGCGUUUCCAGUACAAAUACCAGCUGCGUUCGCACAUGAGCAUCCACAUCGGGCACAAGCAGUUUAUGUGCCAGUGGUGCGGCAAGGACUUCAACAUGAAGCAGUACUUCGACGAACACAUGAAAACCCACACUGGAGAGAAGCCGUACAUCUGCGAGAUCUGCGGGAAGAGCUUCACGAGCCGGCCCAACAUGAAGCGCCACCGCCGGACCCACACGGGCGAGAAGCCGUACCCGUGCGAGGUGUGCGGCCAGCGGUUCCGCUUCUCCAACAUGCUCAAGGCGCACCGGGAGAAGUGCUUCCGUGUCAGCCAGCCGCCGGACGACCCGGCGGAACCGGAGCGGCAGCCGGAGGAGACGAGGUCCAGCGCCGCGCAGCCCCCCAUGCCUCACCCCCCUCCCUCGACGCACAUACACCCUCUUCCGACGCCUGCCCUCUUUUCUGGGGGUGACCGCUAACAUCUAAAGAGACAGUCCUACUGAUCCUGCGCUCGCCACGAAAAAGGCCAAAUUUUUUUGCAGUAUUUGCACCGUUGACAAUUAUUUGUCAGAAAAUGAACUGCGCCCAACGCAUGCAAACGAAAUCCUGACAGGUAAAUGCAACUUCAAUCAUUUUAACCCUGGAAACGGUUCUUUCUCUUAAGCAAAUCAAUCCUUUUUGGGAUUUAUCAAUUAUUGUUUUGAGUUACGGUCUAGUGUGAGUGAACGCAAAGGAGCUUAGGAAGUGAAAAAGAAGUAGCCACUGCCGCGUAAAUAUAAUUUUUUAUGCUAGUUUCAAACAAAGCAUUGCACUGGGAAGCUAACUAGCUUGUUUCUGUGUGUUUUUAUACGCAACGCUCGUGAGUUAGCUAAAUCCAAGUACAAUGCCGUAGAUAACAUAACAUAGACACAAGAAUUAAAUGUUAACAGGCAGCAAAUACAAAAAGUGAUCUACUAACUUUAGCCAAAGUAGGCUUAAAAAAAAAACUGAAGACUGCACUAUCGACGCACUUAGCUUAGUUGUCGUUUAGCAUUUAACUGUCAGCAAGCGUAAAUCUAACUUUUGCUAUUUUGGUUUCAUUACAAAGACGAAGCACCUUGGUGAAUCUUAAGCUAACCCUUUUUAGGAUUAUAAAGCUACAUUAGAUUUUUAUUAUUAUUUUUUUUUAAAACACUUUUGUUUGCUCCUUUUGUACUACAUGGUCCAUUUAAAACCCUUAAAAUGCACUCAUUCCUGCAAAAAAUUGAGUGGAAAAUAUUUGAUUACACGGUAAAACAUGAUAUACUAUAUCUUGUACCUCUUCAAAAAUAUUGAUACAACUGACUUUAUUUUAAAUAUCAAAUCAGGAGAGAACAUGUAUAUACAUUUCCCUUUUUUCAGUGCUAUUGUACAGAGCCCCUUAAGGAACAUUUGGAAAAAAAACAUUGCAAUCAAUAUUUUUUUUCGGAUAUAAGACAAGUUUUUGCAAUGUAGUAAUUAUGAGUUUAACACCCCUACGAUAUUACGAGAAAAGGCUCAAGUUGUUAUACUGUACGUUUUUUUCUUUGCCGUUAUAAUAAGCAUUAGCCAAAAAUUCCGUGUCUGCAAUUUAAGAAAAAAUGAAAAUACCGAGAUCCAUUGGCUGUAGUUUGACGUUUUGUGUUGUUUUUUUUUCUUCCAGUGUGACGUUUCUUGAAUGUUGUCGUAUGGCAGGAUGCGAAGGGCGAGUAGUUCAAGCUACUUUUUUUUUUUUUUUUUUGCACAUUGAACUCGGUACGCCGCAGCCGAUUUUUGACGCAUGAGCCUCCAUUUUUGUCACGGAUUUGAAGGUGAACGAAUGGCAACCGUGAAGCACUUUAUUGUCUAGUUUGGUUAAUCUCGUUUUGAUUUGGUGUCCAAAAUUCAAAAUAUAGAAUAUUACCAAAAUCCACACUUUACAGUUAAGAAUAAAGGACUAAAAUCAACAUGACCAUAAUUUUUUCUUUUUUUUUAUGUAUAUAGUGUAAUAAAAUGUCUUAGACCACCUACCAUAAAGAAACCCAAACAGUUUCUUGAAGCGCUUUAAUGCAAACUCUUUUGAUUGGAGAUGUCUUAGCGCGAAAACUCAUUUUUAUGUUCAGAAAUUUAUAAAAUGAAAAGGGGGUUUUUUCCUUCUGUUUUUUAACAAAAUAAUUUAAAGAGUCUGUUUUUUUUUUCCCUUUUUCUUUACUCAAUGUUAUUUUAAAAGUAACCCACAUAACAGUGCUAUGAACCUACUUCUUUCAUAAUAAUAAAGUAUGAGCGUCUAAAAAAAAUAUUUUGUUCAGAGCUUCACCACAUUCCCCCUUAAAGAAAUACAUUUUUAGAUUUUGAUAAUUAUGACUAAUAUAGCAUAACAUUUAGUGCAUAUACCUUACAUUGAGUGCUGGUCUCAUACUAAGCAUUGAAUAAAUUAGUUCACAGUUGUACACUAUAAUACAGUAGAUUAUUGCAAUUGAACAUCAAUAUUUAUAUUAUUUAAAAAUUAUCAAAUGCAAAUAAUACAAUACACGCCUUACCCCUUAAUACGUGAUUAUUUUUUUGGGCCAUUAUAUGAGGAAAUAUGUGAAAUGGAGAUUAAAGAGAAGGAUAUUUUUUUUUUUAAUAUACUAUGGCGUCAUCUGACAUGUGCAGUAUAAAUGACCAUAUCCUUUUUUUUGUUUUAUUAUUAUUUUUCAAAGCUUUCAGAUGUUAAUGUGGUGUUAUACUAAGUGGCAGUAAAAAAAAAAAAAAAA
Molecule: messenger RNA, 4289 nt
Organism: Syngnathoides biaculeatus (alligator pipefish)
Lineage: Eukaryota; Metazoa; Chordata; Actinopteri; Syngnathiformes; Syngnathidae
Gene: zbtb47b
Product: zinc finger and BTB domain containing 47b
Biological process (GO): regulation of transcription by RNA polymerase II
Cellular component (GO): nucleus
Molecular function (GO): DNA-binding transcription factor activity, RNA polymerase II-specific; protein binding; RNA polymerase II cis-regulatory region sequence-specific DNA binding
Source: RefSeq, a predicted model, not a curated record